CUGCAAUCCCCUGGACAGCUUCUUGUUGCGUUUUUUUAAGAAGACAUUUUAUUCACUCAGGAACACCUUCUUUGUCUCAACAGGCAUGCAAUUACACCACUUUGUCUUCGCAGGCGCCGCAUCUCCAAGCUGGAGUGUGUAAGGAUAAAACCUAAGUGCAGUAUCCUCUCUGCAUUUAAUUUCCGAUUCCUGACGCCAUUGCUCUUUGGCAGUUUUGUUUUUAUUGCUCAAUUCCUUCUCUAAACGGGAGAGUAGCUGUCAUGCUGACGAGUCCUCCGCAGGAAUGCUUCGGUGGACUUCCCCAACAAGCGACACCGGCAGCCCGAAAGGGAUGUGUUUGUGGACAACCUUCCCUGCUCAUGGGAAACAGAACCGCUAAAAGUGUCACCGCGGAAAGCGAAGCGAAAGAGUUCUCUUCUUGCCAUCCAGAUGUAAGUGUCAUGUUGUUGAAUACGGUAAAGUUCUUGGCAACUUUUUAAAGCAAGAAAUAUGUAGCACACCAGCAAAAUUCCGCGUGUCGCCAAUCGCCCACACCGUCCUUCUUCGUUCUUUCUGUGCAUUUCUCUAGUGAUUUAGACCAACCAAAAAGUGCAGCGAUUCGUUUUUUGCUUGUUUCCUUCUGGGUGAGACAUGGACUGAGUUUCGAUAUUCUCUGGGUCGCGUCUGUCGGCCCUUCGUUGUUUUUUCACAAACGAGGGAACACGUGUCAGUAGUAGGGAAAAAAACUUCUACUCAGGAAAAAGUCGCGGCCGAGGAGAAAAGGCGACCUUUGAUCGAGGAAAGUGACAGUAAUGUUUGUUCCCGUAUCCGAUAACUUAAGAGGAACGCCCAUACAGCAGCGGUGUAUGAACACGAAUCUGCGCUGCUUUGAAAAAAGUUGUCACGAAAGCAUGUCUAGUUUUUUUCUCACCCUAGUAUUAAACAAGCUUCUUCCAUGUUGCCGGUCUCUAGCGAUUGGUGGACAAGCAAGUGAAGCGCGAGCCGUGUUCCACACUGUAAACUGGGAUUUGUUGGUUUCGAAAGAGUACUAUCUUUUAUGGGCAGACAACUUUUCCUGCGAGUUGGGCGGGGCGGAAUGGAUGGCAGUGGGUGAAACCCACGGUGAAUCUGUCGGUUGUUCCAGAAGUAGACGCAGUCCAAAGCCUUUCCCUGUUUUCUUUUGGGCUGCGAGUAGCCCGCUCGAACGAACGCGCGGAUGGUCAAAACGCCGCAGCAGUCUUGUUCUCUCGUUUUGUCUUGCCUACAUUCCACUCCGAACAGCAUCAUGUUUCCAACAACGCGCGGCCGCGACACCACGUAUUUUGUUUUUUCUCCCGUGACUGUUCGUUUCUGUUUGAGAGGCUACCAGGAGGUUCAGCGGGAAGAUCGCCACUGUUUGAAAAAGUGUAGAGUCGAACGAUCCUCACAGUCGCACUGUCCUCUGCGUUCAUCCUUAUGCGGU
Molecule: messenger RNA, 1441 nt
Organism: Toxoplasma gondii ME49
Lineage: Eukaryota; Apicomplexa; Conoidasida; Eucoccidiorida; Sarcocystidae
Exons: 1
Coding region: 792-1319 (175 amino acids)
Source: RefSeq, a predicted model, not a curated record